AGAAUUUAUCUGUCAAAUUUCAUCUUCGAUUAUUUCCCGAUUUAAUGAGUUAUCAUCCACCAUAUUUUUUAAUAUGAUUAAAUUAUACAAUAAAGUUCUAAAUACUAGAUGAUAAAGGUAAUAUAUCUUUAACUAAAUUGGUUUUUAGUAUUUUACUUGAAUGAUCAGUUGAAUAGGUUGACAAGAAUUAAAAUUCUGUAGUAACAUCAUACAUAUUUUUAAGUAAAUUAUUCACUGUAUUUCCCAUAUAAACAGAAUUAAAAAGAAGAAGAAAUAAAUAAAAUUGAAUUAAAUAUAUGAAAUGACUAUUUAUAACAUUUAUAUAUUUGAUAAAUCAGGAAUUCUAUUAUACUAUCAAGAAUGGAAUAGAUUUAAACAAUCAGGAAUGACUAGAGAAGAGGAAGCUAAACUUAUGUAUGGUAUGCUUUUUUCGAUAAAAUCAUUCGUUAACAAAAUAUCACCAAUUGAUCCUAAAGAAGGAUUUUUAUUUUAUCGAACAUCUAAAUACACUCUCAAUUUCUUUGAAACACCAUCCGGAUUGAAAUUUGUUCUAAACACUGACCCACAUAGUCUUGGAGUUAGAGAAAUUCUUCAACAAUUAUAUAGUCAAAUUUAUGUGGAGUAUGUAGUGAAGAAUCCACUUUGUAAACUAGGGCAACCAAUCGAAUCUGAACUAUUCAAGAUGAAAUUAGAUGCAUAUAUCAAACAACUUUCUAUAUAUCCAAUAAAAGUAGCUUAAGUAAAUAAAUAAUUUGUUAUAUACAAUUUUAUUUAUUUAUCCACAAGAAAUGAAAAACA
Molecule: messenger RNA, 798 nt
Organism: Diorhabda sublineata
Lineage: Eukaryota; Metazoa; Arthropoda; Insecta; Coleoptera; Chrysomelidae
Gene: Bet5
Product: trafficking protein particle complex subunit 1
Exons: 3
Coding region: 302-739 (145 amino acids)
Biological process (GO): endoplasmic reticulum to Golgi vesicle-mediated transport
Cellular component (GO): TRAPP complex
Source: RefSeq, a predicted model, not a curated record